Molecule: messenger RNA, 885 nt
Organism: Cavia porcellus (domestic guinea pig)
Lineage: Eukaryota; Metazoa; Chordata; Mammalia; Rodentia; Caviidae
Product: zinc finger matrin-type protein 2-like
Exons: 1
Coding region: 5-604 (199 amino acids)
Biological process (GO): mRNA splicing, via spliceosome
Cellular component (GO): spliceosomal complex; U4/U6 x U5 tri-snRNP complex
Molecular function (GO): nucleic acid binding; zinc ion binding
Source: RefSeq, a predicted model, not a curated record
GAAGAUGGCGUCAGGCAGCGGGACGAAAAACUUGGACUUUCGCCGAAAGUGGGACAAAGAUGAAUACGAGAAGCUUGCUGAGAAGAGGCUUACAGAAGAGAGAGAAAAGAAGGAUGGAAAACCAGUGCAGCCAGUUAAGCGGGAGCUUCUGCGGCACCGGGACUACAAAGUGGACUUGGAAUCCAAGCUUGGAAAGACAAUUGUCAUUACGAAGACCACCCCACAGUCUGAAAUGGGAGGAUAUUAUUGCAAUGUGUGUGACUGUGUGGUGAAGGAGUCCAUCAACUUCCUGGAUCACAUUAAUGGAAAGAAACAUCAGCGAAACCUGGGCACGUCUAUGCGUGUGGAACGUUCCACCCUGGAUCAGGUGAAGAAACAUUUUGAGGUCAACAAGAAAAAGAUGGAAGAGAAACAGAAGGACUAUGAUUUUGAGGAAAGAAUGAAGGAACUCAAAGAAGAGGAGGAGAAGGCUAAAGCAUACAAGAAAAAGAAACAGAAGGCAAAGAAGAGGAGGGCCGAGGAAGAGUUGACAUUUGAGGAUGAUGAUGAGAUGGCAGCUGUGAUGGGCUUCUCUGGCUUUGGUUCCACCAAGAAGAGUUACUGAAGCUUCUUAUACUUGGCCUGAUUUUGGCCUAUGCUGGACCUAACAUUUUGUGUGUGUUGGGGAGGAGAGGUUCAUUUCUAAGUCCUUGGUAAAUUCCUUAGAGUGUUGGUGGGCAAGGAGGAGGGUGGGUGUUUUGGUUUCCCUCCGAGUUGGGAGAGGGCACAGGAUACAGAAGUAAUGUGGCAUAUUCAUUCAGUCUCAGUAUAGCACUGGAGUCACAAGACCUCUGCCUGAGUUCCCAAUAAAGACAGGCCUCCUCUUCUAAGGCUGCUUUCCCAAAA